Salvia splendens (bonfire salvia) is the source of this 1389-nucleotide messenger RNA. RefSeq names its product ubiquitin-like-conjugating enzyme ATG10. The transcript is spliced from 4 exons. Gene Ontology annotation, molecular function: Atg12 conjugating enzyme activity. Lineage: Eukaryota; Viridiplantae; Streptophyta; Magnoliopsida; Lamiales; Lamiaceae. The record is from RefSeq and is a predicted model, not a curated record. Gene Ontology annotation, biological process: protein modification by small protein conjugation; autophagy of mitochondrion; protein lipidation. The coding region runs from base 117 to 1133 and encodes 338 amino acids. Gene Ontology annotation, cellular component: cytosol.
CCCUCGCUUGGAAAAAGUGGUGAAAGUAGUAAUUAAGGGCCGUUGCAUAUGGCGCCAUCAAAUCUUAUCAUCUAAUUUCAUCAUAUCAUAGAUCCAAGGCCACUCCAUCUCUCUCCAUGGAGUCUCUUUCCAUAUGCCUCGGAGCUUCACCACCAUCAUUAAACCCUUGUAAAAAUCCCAAAAACAAAACUCCAAGAACACACUCAAAUUGCAUCCGCAUUUGCAAACUACCCCAAAAACCUCAAACAACCACCAUUUCCCCCCAUAAUUUGUCCCAAAACCUCUCUUUUCUCAAUUCCCACAAACUAAGCCUCAAACCCCAAUUCGCAUUCCCAUUCUUCGGAUUCACUUUCCCAGUUUCGUGUUUCGCCAUUGAAACCACCACGACUCUCUCAGCUGAAGAAGCUCCCGGCAGAAUCAGCUUGGAGUCCAUUUUGGUUUCGAUCGACAACUUCUUCACCCGCUACCCUUUCUUUGUUGCCACAGUAGUCUUCAUUUGGCUUGUUGCGAUCCCUUUAGUUGAGGAGUAUUCGCAGAAGUACAAGUUCAUCUCCGCCAUUAAUGCAUUCAAGAAGCUGCAGGAUGACCCCACUGCCCAGUUGUUAGAUAUAAGGGACGAUAAGAGCGUAGCUUCUCUGGGCUCUCCCAAUUUGAAAAUAUUGAGCAAGAAUGCAGUGCAAGUCAGUUUCCGAGAAGCAGAUGAACAAGGUUUUGUGAAAAGGGUUCUCGACAAUUUUGGGGAGCCAGCUAACACUACCCUUUGUAUCUUGGACAAUUUUGAUGGCAACUCUAUCAAAGUGGCCGAGCUAUUGGUGAAAACCGGUGGUUUUAAAGAGGCUUAUGCUAUUCGGGGAGGGACCAUGGGCAAGCAAGGAUGGCAGGAGAUACAAGAAACCCUCCUACCUCCUUCAGUACAUAUUAUUCCUAGGAAAAGGACCAAAGUGCCAAAAAAACAGGAUACAAAUGGAGAUAUACCUCGAGUUAAGGAAAAUACAGAUUCUCCAGCCAGUAAAGAGAUCAAGAAUGAGGAUGUUACUUCCGUUGUCAAAUCUGAAGGGAGUCCUUCAAAGCCACUGUCUCCGUACCCAAAUGAAAUAAAUCAACAUGGAGGGAAAUCAUUUUCUGAUCCUUAAUUGUGAUGGUGGAAUCUUGGGACGGCACCCUUUCCUUCACCGAGUUCUUCGUUGCCGCUUCCACUUUUUCGGAGCAAUGGCGGAAACUCAACUCGAAUCUACCUCAAUGGACAUGGAUUCCUUCCCCUAAACGCCCAUGGGUUCCCCCUAAUGAUGAAGUACUUAUUUACACUUCCAUAAGUUGUGAUGCUAUCUCAUACGAUUUUGACUUGUUUUUGGAAAUUUCAAGGCGGGAUACUUGGCCCUGGAAAAUAUG